Molecule: messenger RNA, 645 nt
Organism: Cadophora gregata
Lineage: Eukaryota; Fungi; Ascomycota; Leotiomycetes; Helotiales; Ploettnerulaceae
Exons: 2
Coding region: 1-645 (214 amino acids)
Source: RefSeq, a predicted model, not a curated record
AUGAUGGACCACGGAAUUCCAUCAAUCGCUUUGGUAGCCCUAGAACGUCUUGAGAAUCCUUCUGGGUCCGAUACAGUCGAGCCUUCCACCGAUUCUCCCCCUUCUCCGAGCGGAAUCGAAGGUGCCAUUGAGGAACUACAGGCAAUACCCACCGAGGAACGGGAGCAACGUGCAUGGAAACAUAUUGAGUUUGAGGCCAGAAGGGGUGGAGACGCGGAUGACGAGGCGUAUAUUGCUUUCGAUAGUGGUGACGAGGAGGAUCUGGAGUUGCUUGAUUUUAACGACGAUGAUGAGGAAAUGGAGGAAGAAAUGCCCGCGGACCAAACAAUGGCGCACGACCAAGAGCCAACGCUUGCCACUACUACUCAGCCCAUGAGCGUCACUACCGAAUUCCAGAAUACUUCAUACUUAUCCCAAAGCCCAGAGUACAUCGAACCUAUGCCUCAGCACAUACAGCAGCAACUCGAGCUCUACAACUUCUUACUGAAUGAUCUGGAGGAUGUGAGGGAAAGCUCGGAUCUGGUAGAGAUCAUCGCUGUUGGAGACCUCGUCGAUCGCGUUGGGGAUGAACUGGCGAGGAUUGGGGUAUUCUGUGAAUCAAAGUCAAUAGGUGCUUAUCCGGCGGCAUUUUCGGGCUUUUCCUAG